GACCAAACGCGCACAACACGCAGACAGUCUGCGGCAGUCGAGCGAAGUGAACGGACGUGUUAAGCGGAUUGCGCACGAACGUUGGCGGUUAGAGCGCAAGCAAUUUGAACGCGACCAAGUAACGAGUGCAGUUAAAUCAAGUUAAACGGUGCUUACGAUUUACGAAAAAUAAACGUGCGUUAAAGUGAAAAGAAAAAAAUAUAUUCUAAUUCAGUUGGCAAGCGAAUUUAGUAACUGACAACCGAAACAUAAUAUUUUUUUAAAUAAAAAGUAGUGUAGUUCACUUGGUGCUGUGUCGCCUUGUAUGUAUGCAACCGAUGCAACGACAGACUGUGUGUGCGCGCAGCAACAGUUGGGCAUGCUCCGUCGAGUGGCACGGUCGUUAGACGGCUGCCAGCACGAGAACCUAAGUGAAAAGCCAACGCCGAGCGCGUAUGUGAAUGUGCCAAAAGAAAACGUGUGCAAAACCGCGCGGCAUGCCAUAAAGAAGAAAGUGACUAGCCGCCAGACGGUUGAAACGACAAAGCUCAAGAUGACGCACGCGAUAAAGGUGGUUCCGCAAGGCGGCUCAUGGCAGCGCGCCAUAUGGCCCAUGACCUUGCUGUGCUGGUGUUUUAUUAUAUUAGGCAAUGCGCCAGCAAAUGGGCUGAACUACGUCGAUGACACGACCGCGAGCGCUGAGUUGAACACGCAAGCCGGGGCUCGAGCUAUGGGCCUCUAUGGGGCACGCGAACCGCGUUUCGGUGAUCGUUUGCUGCCGUUGCGCAAAAAGACCGGUGCGAUAGUAAAUGUGGCGGCGCCCAGUCAAAGGCAAGUGAAUAGUAUUUUGAGUAAAAGUAAUUAUGUGGUCAGUUACGCGAGUGCGAAUACAAAUAACGCGGCUACAAGUGCGAAAGUUGCGGCACGUGCCGCAAACACAAACACGACUGCUGAAGUGAAUGUAGCGCGUAAUAACAAAGUGGAUGUGAGUGUUAGUGUUGAGCCCAAAACUGAUUUGUACACCAUGGAGGUGCAUCAAGCUGACUAUACAGCAGCGCCAGUGAGCGCAGAACGUCGCGGCAAACAGCUGAGUCGACGCGAGGAUACCAACAUCGGCGGGCUGCUGCUAGACUCGACUACUUUCAGCAGUAAGGACACGAAUAUUUCGAAAGCUGAUCGCCUGGUAGUCAUGUCCACCGAGUUCUUCGUAGUGCCAACCAGCACACCACUACCAAGCAAUGCGUACCCAACGAGACCGCCAGCACGUACAGGCGCUAAGGCAGCAGUACUACCUGACUAUAUACAGCCACCGUCCGGUGUACCGACUGCGGGACCACGAUCGGUUUUGAUCGUAGCGCCGCGGCCGUUGAACACCUCGAAUGCAGCGAAUAGCGUCAGCGCGGGUUUGCCACCGUCCAUAGUGCCCACACAUCUGCCAUUCACUGGGCUGCGAAAGGAGCCUUGGGUGGUGCCCGUGCUAGUGUUGGCCGCACUGACAAUGCUAAUGAUGACAGCUUUUGAGAUUUUUGUGCUGUUCAAGGCGUGGCGUACAUCACCUUCGCGCCGUCAUCUGUUUCUCGGUCAGAUGCUACUGUUGGGUCUGUUUGCUUGUGCCGGACUCGGUGCCGUGCUAACAGCGCAGCCCUCAUUGCUCAGCUGUGGCGCAAUACGUUUCGGCGUGGGUGUUGCCUACGCGCUUGUCUUUGCCGCACUACUCGUCAAGUGCGUUUUCCUCAUUAGUCUCAAUGGUGGUGUGUAUCUACCGGCACCCUAUCAAGGAUUGCUGUUGCUCUUCGCCGUGCUCAUACAAGUCGCCAUAGGCACACAGUGGCUACUCACACAACCGCCGGAGAUCUAUACGCAAAGUGUACCCAUACUUGGUAAUAGUCUAUUGGCACCUACUGUAGCUUCCAGCAGCGCCACAUCUGCGGCGCAUACCUUCGCAGCGCUUUUUCAACCACACAGCGCUACAGCCAGCAAUGGGCCGUCCGCAGCAGCGCUCGGCUCCAGUCUCGGCUCGGAUCUGUAUGCACGUAUCACUGCAGCCGGUACGAUGCUGAUACCGUUAUGCAAAACACAGUUCUCGGAGCUGCUAUUUUCGCUCAUCUACAUUGUGUUUCUGAUUGUGUUCGUCGCUGUGUUGGCCAUCAAAUCGCGCGGCAUACGCGACAAUUAUCGCGAGGCCACCUACAUUGGUUUGGCUAUUGGCGGCGCUAUACCCAUUUGGUUGGGCUGGAUGCUGUGCGGUUUGGCGGUGGCGGAUCGCCAUAAGGAUGCUUGUAUUGCUUUCGGACUGAUAGCGACAUCAGCAACUGUCUUUCUAGUUAUGUUUAUGCCGAAAGGUCGUCAACUGGCGGCUAUGGGCAAGGAGGGCCUCUACGUGGAGGAUCGUGAGGAGCAGUUCAGCUCGCUGAGUCGUGCUGGCUCCGGUUACUCACCCUCAUUCUUCCACUUUAAGCCGAUCAAGUACGGAGUAAUGGGCGGCGGCAUGCAGAAUUCGGCAACAAAUACGGGGAACGGCGCCAGCAUGAAGCACUGCUCGAAUGGUCUGGGCGGAGGCGGCGGAGAUCGCGUUGCCUUGGUCACCGCAGCACCACCGAGCUAUACACGUAUGUAUCACUAUUUUCCAGCACAUUUAUCAGCGCACCCGUUUUGUUUUUAUCCACAACCACCCCCACCACCACCGCCACCACCAAUUCCACCGCCAACGUUGACACAAUUGCCCUCACCACCGACACUCAAACAAUUGGGCAACUCACUGUCGUCAAUGACACAAGCACAUAUCGCACAGACACUCCGGUAUCCAGGUAAGGUUUAUUUAUACGACCCGAUGAGACCAAUCUUUACACGACGUUGGAACCAACAUUAAGCAGUAAUCCGAACGUGUACUUCCAACGCGGCGGUGCGGUACAUCCGGGCAUGAUGUACUAGGUACAACCAACGAACUACAAGCGAAAGUUUAAAAAUUCACACGAAACACAAGUGAAUUGAGAAGACGACGACGACAUUGGCUGCUGACAGUGGUGACAAAAAGCCGCGCGACAGUCGAGCACUGAGCAACUCAAAGUAUAAAAGUAUAACUUAUUGCAAUACGAAACGCUAAGCUAAGUUAAAAACUGAAAGGAAAAUUUAAUUUUUAUGAACGUAGUAAUAAGGAAACCAAUUUUCUAGCAUAUACGAGUAAGUCCCACAUUUUUAGGUUGUAAGAACUCCAAGUGCACAUUUGCUCCCAGGGAGUGUAUUUAACAAUAAGAACUCACUACACGUAUUACUUAAGAUAAGCUGUACUUAAGCGCUUAAGCACGAAAGAAAGAAAACGAAAGGAAAGAUAUGAGUAAGCGUAAAUAAGGAAGCGAAAACGUAACGACAAGCUAACAAAAAUAGAAGCAUGAGCACAAGAAAUCGUUAAGCAAAGACUUAAACUAUAUUCUAAACAUAAAUGAUAAAGUAGAGACUUAAGAAACGAACACUCAUAGCAUAUUAAGAGCAAUUAUGGCCAGAUUUACUACGAAAAUAGAAAAACAGGGUGUUUUUUUAGACAUCAGGUUUUCAGAAGGCAUAAAAUGAACAUAGAUUGAAUUUAUGGUCAAGAGUACAGCUUGAAUAUAAAGCUAAGGGUUUGUCAUUAGGUUUUAAAAAUAGUUUCGAGCAAGUGACCGCCGCGGCACGCACAUUAAGUCAAAGAGCCAAGAGAACCAAUUUCGACCAUUUUUUGCGAGAUUGGUGCCGCAUAUCAGUAUGUCAGCAAUAACGCGCCGAAUUAUCGCUUCCUAGACGUCAAUUAACUUCAACUUAACUAGGUGGACCAGCGACUCCACAAAAUCCCACAAAAAAGUCUAGCGGUAGCACAACGCAAGAUCUUGGAGGCCAUGCCGCAGGCUCACGGCUUGUGUUAAUGUGCUCACCAAAAGAUUUCUGCAAUAAAUUGAAAGUAUCAUUGAACGUAAGCCAUGUUGCACCGUUUCCUUUUGGUACUGAAGGUCUUCCGCAUCAACAUUUACCAGUUCAGGCACGAAAAAGACAUUAAUUAGGGCUCUAUAGCAUUCGAGAUCGAUUAUAACAGUUGGUCGGCUUAAGUUUUGAAGAAAUAUAGUCCAAACAGUGAUUUUUUGAGAAUUUAAGAACGUCCGAGGCUGUUGUUUCCUUUUAAUUCGGGGCGUUGUUUACAAGGUGGGUCCCAAAUCCAGCACACAACCUUGAGAAGGAAUGGUUCGCUUUCUCACUUAAGUUUGCCUUCAAGCGGCUGUUCUUUGGCUAGACAGAGCAUACUUGGUAUAAGACCGAAAUUCGUAAGCUGCUUGAGCCAUAUGUAAAAGAAUCGUUUCUGGCCACUCCCAAGUGAAUGGCGCUCAGAGAACUUUCCUCACUUGCGUGAACUUCUACACAUGACUCCAUCCUCUUCUCAACAAUGUCUUUUGGAUUAUCAUCACUCCAAAUGCGACACUUUGGUUAUUAAGGUACUCAUUGCGCCAAAAGUCAGCUUCAUUGAUGAACAAAAAUUUUCUUGUUAAAACAGAUAUCUGUGGUCUUCUCAUUUUGGGUCCCAAGACGCGAUGUCUAGUUGGUCUCAAUUAUUAUACGAAUUGGAUUUUAUAAGCCGGUAAAUCAAGCUUCUUUCGAAAAUCCUUCCUAAAGUGGAUGGACGUAGCUCCGUGUGCGAUGACGGAUGAACUCAUUCGGGUCUUCUUCGAUAUUGUAUUCGGUGCGCUCCGAGCUGACACUAACAGAUUGUGGAUUAUCCAAUAAAGUAAACGUGUUGCGACUCCGAUCCACGGUUGAUCAUCUGACUAACUCUACUGUGCGAUUAUAUUGACCGAAUAUUGGACGUAGCGGCUUUGAGUCGCGGGAACCGAACCAUUAUUUUGCAAACGUUGUGCCGGAGUAAAUCACUUCAUCACGAAAUAAUGAACCAAACCGGGUAUAGACCAAGUAAAAGCUGUCAAAAAGACCAAAUCUGACAAAAGCAUUGCUUCAUUGAAAACGACAAGUCUAAAAAGAAUCACCCAUUAAAAUCUGGAGAAUAUUAGCGCCACAACAACUUCAUAUAUGGUAGGCAGCCAAACACAGUGUUAGAAAUAAAAAUACGCGCACAUAAUAUUUGCGCAAUUUGCACGCGAUUUUCGUCGCGCCACGAAGUUAGUGAUGGGCUGACUAAUAAACACCAUUUGCAGUCUACAACCGCGCUCUUGUCAGUGCAGCGGCGCGCGGAACGCGGCACUCAGGCUAAGCGCAUGAAAGCGCGCUAAUAGCGGGCAUCACUCUAAGCGCAAGGUGGCGCGCUACGCAAAAGGGCGCGUUGAGCGCACCACAGAAAUAAUAAACAAACAAGCAAUUUGGAGCAAGCGCCAAGGCGUUGAACGCGUUCAGUGCGAGACAUGCUGCGCGCUGCUUUAGCAACACCUGCCGCCGCGUGCGCGCCGCAGUGAAAGUGAUUCGUUGCGUAAGUCGACAGCCGACAGUCAUAAGCAAAGAAAACUUGAACAAAGGAACAAGCAAGUGUAAGCCGAAGAAAUGUUGUGUGACCGUAAGCUUUCGGUUUUUAUUUUGAUUGCCAAUUUCUAUACACACGCUCGCCACACAACAGCGCAGACAUGUGUUUUGUUGGCAUUUUUUUGUAACAAUAAUGCUUUUUUGUGUGUUUGUAUGCCUCGCAGCGCGCUGCCACGCAUAAGUAGCAACACGCAGCGCUGCCAAAUGCGGUGCGCGCAGGCGCGGUAUAUGAGCGUCGCUAACUUGAAAUGUGUAACGAAAUCAACACACGCAUUGUUAUUGUGCUCUUCAAUAAAUUUUAUGCGCCGCUUAAAUUAGUUGAAAGCAUUAAAUAUUGAUUUUUCGAUUUUUCGAUUGCUCGAUUUUUUUUAGCUUAAGUACCAAUGCACUUACGUAAGUUUAAGUCUAUUUUUAAUUGCUAGUAAUUACUUGUAAAUAAACGCUAAUGUUAAUAAUUACAAAAAUAAUAAAUAAUAACAAAAACAUGAAAUUUUAUGUAGCUGUAAGUCAAAUACAUAUAUGUAUGUCUAGUGUUAAGUAAGUCUCUUGAUAUUUACUUACGCAUUACAAUAAGCGCUUCCAUAUUCGUAUAUUUGUGUGUUUCUCUUUUUAAGUAUUAGUUGUAAGCAUGUAAGUGAUGUAACUGUGUAUUUGUAAGUAUUCAACGACUUGUCAAUACGAACUCUUUAUACUGUGACAAUGUAUGAAAAGCGUAAAAGUUUAAAUAAAAUAUAACGAGAUAACGGAAAUUUU
Bactrocera dorsalis (oriental fruit fly) is the source of this 6222-nucleotide messenger RNA. RefSeq lists its product as uncharacterized. NCBI's taxonomy places the organism in Eukaryota, Metazoa, Arthropoda, Insecta, Diptera, Tephritidae. Gene Ontology annotation, molecular function: group II metabotropic glutamate receptor activity. Gene Ontology annotation, biological process: G protein-coupled glutamate receptor signaling pathway; regulation of synaptic transmission, glutamatergic. The transcript is spliced from 3 exons. Bases 305 to 2848 code for a protein of 847 amino acids. Gene Ontology annotation, cellular component: membrane. The record is from RefSeq and is a predicted model, not a curated record.